Molecule: messenger RNA, 681 nt
Organism: Formica exsecta
Lineage: Eukaryota; Metazoa; Arthropoda; Insecta; Hymenoptera; Formicidae
Product: RNA-binding motif protein, X-linked 2-like
Exons: 3
Biological process (GO): mRNA splicing, via spliceosome
Cellular component (GO): precatalytic spliceosome; U2 snRNP; catalytic step 2 spliceosome
Molecular function (GO): RNA binding
Source: RefSeq, a predicted model, not a curated record
UUUGCUCUAAUAUGGAUAACUUAUAUUUUUAGUAAUGUCAAAAAUAUAAAGAAGCUCACUGAGCAAGAAUUGCAAAGUAACAACAAAACAUCUUGGCAUGACCAAUAUAAAGAUAGCGCUUGGAUUUUCAUUGGUGGCUUACCAUAUGAUUUAACAGAAGGUGAUAUUAUCGCUAUCUUUUCUCAAUAUGGAGAAGUAGUUAAUAUAAACUUAAUCAGAGAUAAAGAUACUGGAAAACAAAAGGGAUACGGCUUUUUGUGUUACGAAGAUCAAAGGAGUACUAUACUGGCAGUUGACAAUUUUAAUGGUAUAAAGAUUUUAGGCAGGGUAAUACGAGUGGAUCAUGUUACCAAUUACAAAGCACCAAAAGAUUCCAAAAAUAUAGAUGAAGAAACGAACAAAUUACGAAAAGAGGGUUGUGCUCCAAAAAAAGAUUGAGAUGUAUAGGAUAUGCAUAUAAAAAAAAUCGAUAUAUCGAGGUAUUGUUUCUUAAAAGCAUAUUAUUAUGCAUAUAUUUAUACUUUUAAAUUUAAUCACACACAUACACAUACAUAUAUGCACACAGACACACAAUAAAAAUAUAUUGAGUAAAAGCCUCAUUACUUACAACUGAUUUGUUAUUGCAAAUUAAGUCUUAUUGUUAGUUAUAGUGUUAUGGUUAAGAUUAAAAAUAUUACACAA